Anopheles funestus (African malaria mosquito) is the source of this 2565-nucleotide messenger RNA. Its product is annotated as EF-hand domain-containing family member C2-like. The record is from RefSeq and is a predicted model, not a curated record. Gene Ontology annotation, cellular component: microtubule. The coding region runs from base 171 to 2462 and encodes 763 amino acids. Gene Ontology annotation, biological process: regulation of neuron projection development. NCBI's taxonomy places the organism in Eukaryota, Metazoa, Arthropoda, Insecta, Diptera, Culicidae. The transcript is spliced from 4 exons.
GCACGUUGCUACGCAUGUCCAUGUGAAACUUAGUAACCAUACGCUACCAACCGUUACCACUAGCAACAAUAUUUAUCGUUUAAAAUGCUACCACAUCUAGUUCGCUUCGGUUCGGUCGAUAGAGAGGUCCACCUUUACUUGACUUCCCGACACCAUUUUAGUUUAGUACGAUGAUGCUGCGGUGCUCCGGAUUGCCAUUUCUACCCGGUAACACAUUCCAGGACAUUGGUCGCUCUAAGUUCCACAAAUCGCACCACUUCGACCAGCGCAACCAGGUGUGCAUACUCGUCGAUGCGAAGCGUCCCGGCAUCGGUGGUACACCGCUGCUAGCGACCGACAGUCCCGAAUAUACGUUGCCCUCGCUCUACCCACCGAAGUAUGGCCCGUCUCGUCCUGCCUGGUUGGAGUACGAUCGGCAGGUGCUGUGUUUUUAUGGAUUCUUUCAGGAAACGCUUGGUAACGUAGACCGCAUACCGUACCAAAUCCGAAAGGUGCGCAUUCUCUACUAUCUCGAAGAUGAAACGAUGCAGGUAAGCGAACCGCGUACGCUCAACUCCGGCAUACCGCAGGGUUGCCUGGUAACGCGUCAACGCAUACCAAGACCUCCGCCGUACGAUAGUGAGUUUACCUCGCUGCUAGAUCUGAACAUCAACCACACGGUACAACUGUUCGAUCGGGUCUACACCAUCACCGGAUGUGACGAGUUUACGCGCCGAUUCCUUAACCGGUUGGGUGUCGCCGUGCCGGGAGCCGUCGAACAACCGAGCGAUCCAGCAACGGACCUUCGACGGCAGCAAGAUUCGGCCAAAAUGGCCAGACGGCCCGCGUACAAAAUUGAUACGUUGGGAAAAUUUCUCCAGUACGAUCGGAAGGUACUCCGGUUCAAGGGUGUUUGGGACGAUCGUGGAAGCGUAUUCGGGGACGUUCACGAGAUGGACGUGCUGUAUCAUCUCAGCGACGAUACGUUUGAAAUUAAGGAGAAAUUACCCGUCAACUCGGGUCGCGAUUCGAACGGAAUGUUUCUUCGCCGUGGCCGGUUGCCGAAAACGUUCGACCAUCUACCCUCGAUGGGCGAAAGCACACCGGUGAUGGUGUUGAAUGUGGUCGGCGGUGGUUUAAAGGGCGGUCGCUACUUAACCGAUUGUGUUGGCAUUGGCAAAUCGGACGGGAAUUACUACCGCGAUAUCGAUUUGCGCAUCGGUGCGAGAAUUAAUGUGUACGGCCGUAUGGUUCUAUUGACCGGAUGCGAUCGGUUCACCGAGAGUUACUAUCGCGAGAUGUAUGGCUUGGAGGAUUUCACACCCUUGUACGGGUACAGUGCACCUCGGGAGCAAUUUGUGCAUGGUCGGCGCACGGAACGAGAACUGCCACCGUUUAACGGUUGGGGUACGCAUGAAGAUUCGGAAGGUAAUUGCCUAACGCUCGAACCGAAACCACCCAAAAUUAAUUUCCGCAAGUUCGUCGUAUACGACCGGUGCAGUUUACGGUUUGGCGCCAGAAUGAUAUCGAACAUACGGGAGAAUAAUGAUCGAUUCUUCGUUAUCAAUUUCUACCUGAGUGAUGAUACGAUUUCGGUGUACGAAAUUCCCAUUCGUAAUUCGGGCUUCUUGGGUGGGGAAUUUAUCAAACGGCGCAAGCUGUUUCUUCCUGCACAGGAUCCCUACUCCGCUGAGCGUCCCGCCUGUUACGGGGCACAACAUUUUUAUCUGGGCGCGAACGUACGCCUGCAGGAUCACCAGUUUCACAUUACGAAUGCCGAUAUUUAUGCGCUUCGCUUCAUGGAACAACACUGCGAAGAGUUCCCACUGUCGAACUUGGGCAAGAUUGUGCGUAAGUUGCGCGAUGCAAUGCAACCGCAGUACAAACAGUACGUGGCAAAGCAUAUGGCGAAGAUCACGCAGAUAAAACUUGACGGACGCACGGUCAGCACGAUCCCGUACGAGGGUUUGCGGGAGAUACUGAUCGAACUGCUCGGUGAUCGUAUCGUCGAUCAAGAGAUAGUGACGCUGUGUCGGUUAUUUUCUGCUGAAUCGGAACAACCGGAUCCGUGCGAUCGAGAACUGGUCCGGUCGGCGGUCCAUGCCGAACUGAACCGUGCCCUGUGGAGUGAUCUGGAGCGUACGAAGGAACACAUCUACCAUCUGGAACCAAUCGAUGCCGAAUGGUUGUCACCGCAGCGAAUACGUACGAUCGUGAAGGCCUGCAAGAUACCGCUAGAUAGUGUUUUGGUCGACAAGAUGCUGCUAGUUUUAAACAAAAAUGACCAAGGCCACAUAUCGACCUCAGACUUCCUCACAAUGCUGGAUCCGUCCGCCAUUCCUAGCAAACCGAUACAACCGCUCAAUAUUAAGCAUGAUGUGUGUCACUUUACACCGUACCGCGUAACGGGUAAGUUGGUCAACUGGGAUGAACUCUUGGCGCACAUCGAUCUCGAACGGACGCUGACGAACCAAACAUCCUAAAAGCUUUCAACACUUUUGCUAAAUUAAUUGUGUGUGUUUUGUGUGGGUGUGCGAUUUAUUUAUGCCGAAAAAUACAGUUCCAAGAUCAUCAUUCACAUUUUCA